Durusdinium trenchii is the source of this 5760-nucleotide messenger RNA. Lineage: Eukaryota; Dinophyceae; Suessiales; Symbiodiniaceae. The record is from the annotation of a GenBank genome assembly.
AUGGCUCGUCCAAAUGUCAAUGCGUUCAGGGCAGCAGUUGCAGCUGGCACUGGCAGCGCACAAUUUCCUGGUGUGGACAUGACCGGACCAAUGUGUGCAUUCAGGUCCAACACUGUCACAGAUCCUGACAUGAACUUGACCAUUGGCUCAUUCUUCUCAAUGGCCCAGCACAAGUUCUCAGUCAUGGUUGCUUCUAUGCGUCAAUCGGGUCACAUGGCAAAUGAAUUGGGCGCACACCUGGUGGUGGAUAUCAAGUGCGAUGACUCAGCCAACUUGAUGUCAGUGAACAAUUCUCCACCUUCAGCCCCAGUGGUGACAAGUAACCAGGUUUUGGAACCGCCAACUGCCUUGACAGACUUUGUGGGCUUCUUGAUGGACCAGUUCCAAGGGAUGGCACAUCGCGCUCAUGCCAAUGGGAAGUGUGUUUGCCCUAUGACCAUGUCUGCGUCAAUUCAAGUGGCGGGUUAUUUGUCAUCGAAUGUGAACAUCACCAUAUCACCACCACGCCCAGGUGCCAGACUCUUCUUCAAUUCAUCAUCCGACUCAGAUUCAGAUGUGCUUUUAAGCGGUGAUGGUGAGAGUGAGGGGCAGAAUCAUCCUCCUGUGGCUGGAGCUAUGGCUAUGGCUGUGAAUGAAGAAUCAGAUGAUCCAAUCAUUGAUGAUGCUGAUACCACGGCGAGGACAAAUGUUGAAAUGACAGUGGCCCCUCAUCAUGCGGCUGGAGUGGGUAGCAGUGACACAUUGGAAACACCAGUGACCCAUGAUAUCAACAAUCGCCUUGUGGCCGGGUCCCCUGUGGAUGAAGCUGAAACGCCAAAUGGCGUCGAGGCACCCAUUGAGGCUGAGGUUUCCGCCUUUGCUGCUGCUCUAGCCGCGACGAGAACAAGUGAGCCUGAAUCCAACUCAAGUGGAGUCGCGGUGGCUGCAAACAUCACAGCGUCUGCAUCCAAUGGUGCUACAGGGCAAGAGCAAAAUGGGUUCCAAAAUGUCCAGAAUACCCAGAUUGCCUUCUACCCUGUGCCGCCAGGAUUGGACAAGGGCGCAGCAGAACGGAAAUGGCAGAGUGCUUUCACUGAUCCAACCGUUCGUCGAGACAAAGUGAUGGCUCUAAACAGAGAAGGCAUUGAAAUUGGUGAGGUUUCCAUGGCAUUGGAUGAAUCUACAGGCCCUGUUGGCGGAGAAGCUUCCAAGAAACUCUAUGAUAGCUCGAUCAUGGACCCUUACAUCAAGGAAUUGUCCAGCACGAUCUUCUCCCGACCAGAGGCCAUUCUGACUUAUGGAAUGGCCAAACACCAGCGGGAUGUUCUGUUGGACUUGCAACCCACGGCAGGCCGCGUGGCUGCAAUGGUGGAAGACCGCUUGACUGCUAUGUCUGCCCUGAAGAAGAUUGCUGACUGUCUGAUACAAGAGACAAACACCUGGAAGAGCUCAAUGGUGGCCAUUUUGAAAGCCAAACAGUUGGAGGAAAAAGCAGAGCAGAAGGCACAAACGGCGGCCACCAAGAAGGAAGAGAAGGAGAGGCAAAAGGCAAUGAAAGCAGCUGCAAAGGAGGCAGCAAAGCUUGCAGCUGCGGAACGAGCGAAGGGUGAGAAUGAGAAUGAGAAUGAGGAGGACGACAACAGGAAGAGACGGGAGCGGAGGGUGGAGGAGAGGGCCAAGAAUCUUGGGGCCGCAGAAGAUAGGCAACAAAAGGAGUCCUACAAGAUUUCGGGGAUGACCUGGACUGCUUACCGUCAAGGAGAAGCCUUCGCAGGUUGCAUUAGUAACUUCCUUGGUAACUUUGUCUACCAGCUGGAGGGAAGUCGACUGGUGGUUGUGGCUGAUGCCAUAGAAUGUGCAAAUGCCAUGAUGGAUUUGAAGGGAAGGAAGGAUAGUGAAAGGGAUGUGACUGACGAGAAUGCUUUGUCUGUCUACCAGGAGAAUUGCGUGAGCCCAAUCGUUCGCAAUUUGAUCAAGAUCUUCACUGAGAACCCUGCUGCAACACCAGUCCUCAAGCGAGACAAUGUUCUUCAAGAUGGAGAAGGGCGAGAGAAUGGUGAUAUUCCUCCGAAGGAAGAAACUGCCGAAGACUGCGGCCGUGCGGAUAACACGGCACACGCCCCGGUUGUCGACAAUGCCGCUGAGGAAGAUGAGGAAGUUUUAGAGGAGGAAGAUGAGGAAGUUCCAGAGGAGGAAGAUGAGGAAGUUCCAGAGGAGGAAGAUGCAGAGGCAAAGGCUGACACUGAUGAUGAAAAGGAACACGCUCCAAGCGAUGAUGAAGAGUCAAAGCCAGAGGCUGAGAAUGAGGGUGAGGCUGAGAAAGAAGAAGAGGUGACAGUGACAAGGAAUGAUGGAGAGGCUGAACGUGAGAGUGAUGAAAAGGCUGCAACACCAGCAGCUCAAGGACAAGGUGAGAAGGUUGAGAAGGACAAGGAAGAUGCAGGCGAGAAGGUUGAAACGCAGACCCAGCCACAUGCACCUGCUCUCGCUCUGCUUGCAAUUGAAGAUUCAAAACCUGAACUUGAUCCAACCGCUGCCUCAGGAUCCACAGUGCCGCCUGAUCCAACUGCCCGCUUGAAGGGCUUCCCAAUUUUGGAAGGCCUGUUCAAGAAUGCCUCCCAAGUCACCCGAGCUGAGGCAAAAUCAGCUGCUGAAAGUGUGAUGGAGUCGCAUGCUGCAGCGGCCAAGGCAGAGACCUUUGAAGGAUUGAAGAAUACAACCACAAAGGAGAAUGACAAAAAGGAGAAGCAUGACAAGAAGAAGGAGAAAAAGGAGAAGCAUGACAAGAAGGAGAAGCAUGACAAGAAGGAGAAGCAUGACAAGAAGGAGAAGCAUGACAAGAAGAAGGAGAAGCAUGACAAGAAGAAGGAGAAGCAUGACAAGACGGAGAAGCAUGGCAAGAAGGAGAAGAAGGAGAAGAAGACGAAGAGCGAUAAGGACCAGAAUGAGGCUUCAGAAUCGAUUGCUGCAGCAGCUGAGGGAACUACUGCUGCUGAGCAAUCCGAAAGUUCAAAGGUGAUCAGAAGUGUUUUGGCAAAGCCCAAAGCUAAAGCACAGCCAAAAAAAGCACCGAAGGCCAAGGCUGAACCGAAGAAGAGAUCCGCCAAGGCUAAGGCUUUUGGCACCGCUUUGGAUGCGCAAACAACGUCCGAGGAUGAGGGCAAGGAUGUUGCUGAGGUGAAGUGCAGCACGGUGAGAGGGGAAGAGAGAGAGGCCCGGAUAUCGAACACACUGUACCCACAGAACCUGGGUGGAUUUGCCAAGGUGCUUUGUGUCCUUCCACAGUGCGUGGAUGUGGUAGAGGGUGUCCUUGGGGCGGACCUCAUCGGGUUUCACACUUACAACUAUUUGCGUCACUUCCGGUCCUGUGUGAUCCGACUCUGUGGCUUCACCCCAGAGAUGGACCACGUGGACCACCGUGGCCAACGGACCAAGCUCGGCGUCUUCCCUAUUGGCGCUAAUGUUCAAGGCAUUGCAGACGCCAUGAAGACCGAGCAGUUUGCGCAGCACCUUAAGGAGUACACUGAGCAGUUCCAAGGCAAGAGUUUGGUUUUGAACGUGGAGCGCCUGGACUACUCCAAGGGCGUGCCUCAGAAGCUUGCAGCCAUCCAACGAUACCUUGAGGAUGCGAAAAUGACGAAUGCAGAUGACGACAAUGAGACACGCACAGAUCGCAUGGAGGAACUUCAAAAGAGAUUCGAGCGCUUGGACAAUCACAAGGCCAAUCGCGGAAUUGCUACGUCCAACUUGCGACGAAUAGGCACGGCAGAAGCUGCACGACUCCGCACGGAUGCUUACAGGCGGGAUGUGGAGGAGUAUCAGAAGAUUGAGGAGGAAGUCCAUCGGAGCAUCAGCACCAUCAACGGGAUGUUUUCCACUCUGUCGCAUCAGCCGAUUGUGUACAUCCACCGCGGCGUGCCUUUGGCGGAGCUUGCUGCUUUGUAUGCGCGAGCUGACUGUUGCCUGGUCACCCCAUUGAUUGAUGGAAUGAACUUGGUGGCCAAAGAGUUCAUCGCCUCCAAAGACCGUAGCAUCGAGAAUGUGGUGCCAGGUGCUGUGGUUCUGUCCGAACUGGCGGGCUCAGCUCAGGAGCUCUUUGAUGCAAUAGUAGUAAAUCCUUAUGAUGAAGAUGCAGUUGCAGAUGCCAUUGCAAUUGGCUUGGAGCUUACGCGGGGCAAUCGCUUGAGCGAGGACCAGAGAUGGGAAGUGACGGAGCGCAUGCGCCAAUCUGUGGUGCAGAAUGAUGCAGUCUCCUGGGGGGUUAAUAUGCUCAAGGAGCUGGAAAAGCCCUACACUGGCCAAAGGAUCGCUCGGCCGGAAAGGGUGGCGAUGGAAAUGCUGGAUGACCGCUUGGCAGCCCGUUUCUUCGCAAACCACGAAGGCACAAAGGCAAUCUUCUUGGACUACGAUGGCACUCUGCGAGAAUUUGAGGCCAAGCCGGAGGAUGCAGUGCCCACCGAAGACACAUUGGAGCUCUUGAAGCAGCUGGACCAGACUCUCGAUUUCCAACUUCGAAAACACUGCGCUAAAUGUGGGCCAUUUGGGGUUUUAGUGAGUGGACGGGACAAGACCUUUCUUGAGGGCCACUUCGGGGCCUAUGCGAAUUUGACGCUCAUUGCGGAGCACGGGUACUUCAAGCGUGGGCCUGAUACCCUGCAUGAAUGGGUCCCGUUCACUCCAUAUCAGACACUGGAUUGGAAGGAGAAGGUGCGUCCAGUUCUGGACAUGUUUCAGCGCUGUACCCCAGGCGCCACCAUUGAGGACAAGGCCUCUGCUAUCGUGUGGCACUACCGCGACUGUGAUGAGGAGUAUGGUCAGUUCAAAGCCAAAGAGCUCAUGCAUCAGCUGGCGCUUUCACUCGGAAAUUUGCCAUGUCAAAUCAGCCAGGGAAACAAGAUUGUGGAAGUGGCAUCCUUGGCGGUGAGGAAGGGUGUUGUGGUUGGCAAUGCGCUCCAGCAGCAAAGCAGUGUCGCAAAGCCAUUCGUGGAGAUCCUGAUUUGUGGGGACGAUCGUACUGACGAGUCGAUGUUCUUGGAAGCUCCCAAGGAUGCCCUGACUGUAAAGGUCGGCCCUGGCGACACAGCGGCCAGGUUUCGCCUGGAGAAGCCCAGCGACGUGCGACGCUUUCUGGGGCUCAUCGCGGAUCAGGGCGGCAAUUCGCAGUGUACCGAGACUGGAUGCCCUCCCCCUGCGCUUUCACAAGCACUGGAAGAAGCUGACAGAGAGCGUGUGGAUCUCAAGAGCAUCUCCCGCUUUUAUUCCUUCAAAGAUCCAGAGGAAAUUUUGCCUGAAGCAAAUGCCCUCUCGUGCAGUGCGUGCCUUUGGACUGCCAAAGCCCUGCGGAGUGGCUUGGUGGAGAAGAUGCCAAGGCGUGUCAAGGCGAAGGACAGGCGGCGCCUCACUGAAGAGGCCUUCGAUGAGGGCAUUUGUGCUGCUCAGCGGUUCCCCACACAGUUGGUCCGCUUGGAUGCCAAGUUGGGGCACAUGAAGCUGGGCUACCAUGACUUUUCGGACGUUCGUGGUGACAAAAGAACCGCACUUACGAGCGAACACUUUCAACUCUUGGGGACGAGUGAUUCCUCAAAGGAGGCAGUUUCUUCGAUGUGCUUGAAGCUGACAAGGGCCUUCCGAUCAGCUGUCGUCGACAAAGCUGAGGCACACAAGGCUCGGAUCUUUGGUGCCAUCACGGACCACUGGCUUUGUGUGCGACAAGCCCGUUUGUGCUCAGCGCAGGAGGUGCCUCCUGGAGGAGAUGAUGAGGAUGAGGAGGAAGACUUGUGA